AAACUCUACAUUUCUUUAAUAUUUUGAAUGGAGUAUAAAGGUUAGUUCCACCAUUUCCAGAUUAAACAUUCAUAAACCUAAACCAUGGCAUUAACAUUAAUCUUCAUCAUCUUCACCAUCUUUCUUUCACCAACCAAAGCAGAAAACAUCAAACUAUUUAGAGAAUACAUAGGAGCAGAAUUCACUAACGUCAAAUUUUCAGAUUUACCCAUCAACCCAAAUCUUCAAUUUGAUUUCAUUCUUUCUUUCGCAAUCGAUUACACAAAUUCAACAUCAUCCCCAACUCCCACAAAUGGCAAAUUCAACGUCUUUUGGGACACUAUAAAUCUCUCUCCUACCCAAGUUUCCUCCAUUAAAAACAAACACCCAAAUGUUAGAGUUGGGUUAAGCUUAGGAGGUGAUAGUGUCUCCAACAACCCAGCUUAUUUCCAGCCAAAAUCAAUCAAUUCCUGGGUUUCCAACGCUGUUUCUUCAUUGACGCAUAUCAUCGAACACUUUAAGCUCGAUGGUAUCGACAUCGAUUAUGAGCAUUUCAAAGGCGAUCCUGAUACUUUUGCUGAAUGUAUUGGACAAUUGAUAUCGAUACUUAAGCGAAAAGGGUUGGUGAAAUAUGCAUCAAUUGCUCCAUUUGAUGAUCAAGAUGUACAAAUUCAUUACCAAACUUUGUGGAAGAAAUAUGGGCAUGUUAUAGACUAUGUUAAUUUCCAGUUUUAUGCAUAUGAUAAUAGUACAACAAUUCCUCAGUUUAUUGAUUAUUUUGAGCAACAAAGAAAGAAUUAUAAAGGGGGUAAGAUUUUAACAAGUUUUAUUAGUGAUGGUAGUAAAGGAUUAGCUCCUGGAAAAGGGUUUUUCUCAGCUUGUGAAAUGCUCAAGAAAAGGCAACAACUUUUUGGGAUUUUUGUUUGGUGUGCUGAUGAAUCUAAGAAUCUGGGUUUUCGAUAUGAGAAACAGAGUCAAAAUUUGCUAGCUUCUCUUUGAUUUCAUUAUAGUUUUCAUUUGAUUAGCUUUUGAGUUAUGGUAAUUUAAUAUAGUGUACUUCUUAUGUAGUAAGUCAUUAGUUGUAUGUGUUACUUAUGUAAGUGUGUUUAUGUUACAUAACGUAGUCGCUUAUUACUCAAUGUACUCCAUAUUACUUUAAAUCUUUAAUCCUCUCUAUUUAUUGAAAUAUAUAUUAGUCAAUGAAA
Messenger RNA from Chenopodium quinoa (quinoa), 1184 nucleotides. RefSeq names its product chitinase 2-like. The coding region runs from base 85 to 978 and encodes 297 amino acids. NCBI's taxonomy places the organism in Eukaryota, Viridiplantae, Streptophyta, Magnoliopsida, Caryophyllales, Amaranthaceae. The transcript has a single exon. The record is from RefSeq and is a predicted model, not a curated record. Gene Ontology annotation, biological process: carbohydrate metabolic process. Gene Ontology annotation, molecular function: hydrolase activity, hydrolyzing O-glycosyl compounds.